AUGAACAACUGGGAUGUUAAUCCACAUAACGCUAACGCCACCAAACCCACAAUCAAAGGUAAACAAAGGGCAUCAGACAACUCCAACAACGAUGAACUGCUUAAUAGAAUUGCCCAUUUGGAAACAAUUAUUAAAGAUCUCAACUCAGAGGUAAUGGGCUUAAAAAUUACAGAUAAACAACAUAAAGAGGAUAUUACAUUUUUAAAGGAACAAGAAAAACGACAUGCAAUCAACAUGGAAAAACUCAAUCAACAUUUAACAACGAUCAAUGAGAAUAUGGUAAAACAAGCCGCUACAAUUAGUGGUGUGCCAAAAAUAGUAUCCUUCCUCGAAACCAUGGAACAGAAUGGAUUUUUCUCACAAUUUAACGAUAACAACUACACGUAUGGAUCAAACAACUACAGUUAUCCUCCUCAUGAUGAAUUCGUCACUGAAGAACAUCUUCAAAAAGAAUAUAAUGAUUCACAAAGCGGAUAUGAAUCAUCUAGUACAGUUGAAACUCAUAACGUAUUCCCAGACACAGACUAUACUCCUUCAAGACCUACAGGAGGUUAUCCCACUAUCACUUCUUCCAUCAGUAACAAAUUUGGUAAUAUGCUUGGCUUAGGCCACAGGCAACAAUAG
Molecule: messenger RNA, 624 nt
Organism: Rhizophagus irregularis DAOM 181602=DAOM 197198
Lineage: Eukaryota; Fungi; Glomeromycota; Glomeromycetes; Glomerales; Glomeraceae
Source: RefSeq, a predicted model, not a curated record